UAAUAUUACGUAAGAUUUGCACACUCUCACCAGUCACUGCUAUCCAAAUUUCUGAAAAUUCAGAUUAUUUACAGAACUGAUCAUUUCACCAAUCACAAGAAGUAGCCGAAUCUGAGUUUGGUGAAGGUUUUUAGGAAUUUGCAGAGAUGGAGGACCCACCUCAGAUCGCCGUUCUUGGUGGUGGUAUCUUUGUAAGGACUCAGUACAUUCCCAGAUUGGCUGAGAUCUCUCAUCUCUUUGUUCUCAAAGCUAUUUGGAGCCGUUCCCAGGAAUCUGCCAAUAUCACUGUUGAGCUUGCCCGGAAAAAUUUUCCUGAUGUAGAAUGUAAGUGGGGUGAAGAUGGUCUUGAUGAGAUUAUUAAUGAUUCUUCUAUAACUGGGGUUGCAGUGGUUCUUGCCGGACAGUUUCAGGUGGAGAUGUCACUUAGACUGCUAAAGGCAGGGAAGCAUGUUCUUCAAGAGAAACCGGCAGCAGCUUCUAUUAGUGAGGCAGAAACUGCACUCUCACACUACAAUUCAAUUUGUGCCAGCAUCCCUGGCCAACCUAUUUGGGCUGUUGCAGAGAAUUACCGGUUUGAACCUGCUUUUGUUGAGUGCAAGAAACUAAUGGAAGAGAUUGGAGAUAUGAUGAGCAUCCAAGUUAUUGUUGAGGGAUCAAUGAACAGUUCAAACCCUUAUUUCUCAAGUUCUUGGAGACGCAAUUUUACAGGUGGUUUCAUUCUGGAUAUGGGGGUACAUUUCAUUGCAGGAUUGAGGAUGCUUGUUGGAUGUGAAAUUGCCUCAGUUUCGGCUAUCACUUCUCAUGUAGAUACGAUGCUGCCUCCACCGGAUAACAUAUCCUCUGUCUUUCAACUGGAGAAUGGAUGUUCUGGUGUCUUUGUAAUGGUAGUUUCCACGAGGGCUCCUAAGAUAUUCUGGCGUGUUGUUGGCUUAAAAGGAACACUGCAACUUGAGCGAGGGAACAAAGAGGGAAGUCAUGGUUACCAGUUUUCAUUUCAUGGUGCUGAUGGGCAAUGCAAAAGCUCCUUCUACCCGUUCAGUGGGGUGACUGAGGAAUUAAAAACUUUUAUACAUGACAUUUCACAGGCCACCCUUAAGAAGGGAAGUAGAUAUGAAGCCGAAACCCGCCUCUCCUUUGUUGAAGGUGCCCGAGAUGUUGCUGUUCUAGAUGCAAUGCUUGAAUCUGGGAUGAGGCAGGGAGCCCUUGUUCAGGUGAAAAAGUUUUAGGUUAUUGCUGCAGAUCCCUCUGUUGCUGACAUGGUUAUAUCAGCUAUGAAGAUGAUUUUUUAGGUGCUUUAGAAUCUCCAUCCCUUUUAAGAUUAAUAUAUGAAUUCACCCUUGUUAUGGAUAUUAUUUCUUUUGCCCACUCAAUCCUAUAAAGCAAAGUUGAGUUCUAUAUC
Molecule: messenger RNA, 1399 nt
Organism: Vitis riparia (riverbank grape)
Lineage: Eukaryota; Viridiplantae; Streptophyta; Magnoliopsida; Vitales; Vitaceae
Product: dTDP-3,4-didehydro-2,6-dideoxy-alpha-D-glucose 3-reductase
Exons: 12
Coding region: 147-1226 (359 amino acids)
Biological process (GO): NADPH regeneration
Cellular component (GO): cytoplasm
Molecular function (GO): oxidoreductase activity; nucleotide binding
Source: RefSeq, a predicted model, not a curated record